Molecule: messenger RNA, 1134 nt
Organism: Saprolegnia parasitica CBS 223.65
Lineage: Eukaryota; Oomycota; Saprolegniomycetes; Saprolegniales; Saprolegniaceae
Exons: 1
Coding region: 57-1049 (330 amino acids)
Source: RefSeq, a predicted model, not a curated record
UCAACCGUGGCGGCGCCGGGGAUACUUAUUUCAAGAUUCGAGAUCCAACGCAAACGAUGGCUGGCAAGGGCAAGCAGAGCAAGGGCAAGAAGACCGCGGCCGCCGCCGCCGUCGCCACGACGCCGAUCGUCGACGACACGAGCUCGGAGACGUCCUCGGUUGACGCCAACGCCGAGCCGAAUGCCGAAGCGCCCGUUGCCGACGAGGCCACCGAGGCCGUUGAAGACGAGACCGUCGAGGCGACGCCGGUCGUUGAGGAGGCUACCGUGGAGACCGCGCCUGCUGACGUGGCCGCGCCUGCUGACGUGAUCGAGCCCGUGGCCGUGACGCCCACCCCUGUUGAAGUGGAGGCGGUUGAAGUGGUGGCGCCCGAGGCCCCGGUCGUCGAGGCAGUGCCGGAGCCGACCGUGUCGCUGACGCACGAAGAGACGGUGCUCACGGACACGACGCCGCGCUCGCCGCGCCACGAUAUUCUGGCGCUGCCCGUGGACGAGGCGACGACCAUGUGGUUUUUGCAUCCGUCGUACUACUAUCAGAAGACGAAGGAGGUCUACACGUACACGACGAGCUUCCGCGGUGUCGGCGCGGUCGCGCACGUUGGCGAAACGAGCGUCAACUACCUCUUGAAGCACCUCAACAUGAAGCAAGUGGCCACGCUCCAGGACGUGGAUACGAGCCUCGCGCCGGCGCUCGCGACGAUUGACGAGCAGCUCGACGAACGCGUCGCGGGCGUUCUGAAGACGCUGGUCGAUGGCCAAGAAUACAUUUUGGCCAAGAAGGAGCAAGUCGUCGGCCGGGCCAAGGAAGUCCAGUCGGCGACCCUCGAGAAGGUGUCGGCCGUCACGACGACGGCAACGGACAAGGUGUCGAAGACGGUCGAGUCGGUCACGACGACGGUCGAGAAGACGCGCGCGAGUGUGACGCAGGUCACAUCGAACGCGCUCGAGUCGGUCUCGAAGGCGAAGGACGCGACGAUCGAGACGCUGACGGCGACGGCCCACUCGUUCCUCUCGUACGUGCCGCUCCUCAACAAGAAGGUGAUGGCCUAGGCCAGCGACCCCUUGUCCACUCUUAUGUAUUUCUCCGUUGCCUUCAUUGGCCGGCCACGACGGUCGGUCGAUAUCCGACCCGCCA